CGGAGGAAGGUCAGUGGGCAUGGUGGGGGGAGGGUGUGCUGGUGGUCAAACUGGAUGAUCUGAGUGGUCCUUUCGUGAUUCUGUGAUUCUAUGAAUGAAUGCUGCUGAGGCAAAAACAGAGACUUCUUUUCACAAAGAAAAACUUUGUCUCACGCAUGUCCAAGGCAUUGCUGGGCAGCACGGAUCUCCAUGGUGCUGCUGGGCCAACAGCUCUCAUAACCCUCACACAGCUCCGUACCCGGAUUUCAUCAGAAACCAGCCUAUACUGCAACGCAAAGCAGGCUUUACAAAACAGACUGCGGUCGCCAGGAAAGCAAACGAGAAUCCUGCCUUCAGCCCCAAGCCCAGCCCCUUGCAACCCGUCGUGGCACCACAGCGCAUAACCGCGGCUCCUCGCACCGAGCAGAGCCCGUUUUUAACCGACUCGUCCGCGCCCGCAGUACGGCCGGACUACGUUUCCCGGCGGGCGGCGGGUCGGAGAACGUGUCGGCCGGGGGCGGCCCUUCCGCUGCCGUGAGGCGGUGGCAUAGGGGAUCCCUUGCGGCUUCCCGGCGGGAGAGGGCGGCCCGGGCAGGCAAUGGCGGCGCCGGAGCCGGAGCCGGAGCCGGGAGGGCAGCGGGCGGCGGGGCGCGGGCCGGGCGGCGAGAGCCCUCCCGCCAGCCCUCCAGCGGCCGCCAUGGGCGACGGGCCGUCGGCCUGGUCCCCGGCUUCGGCCCAGGCGGCCUCGCUGCUGGAGGAGGCGGCGGAGCUGCUGGUGUUGCAGCGGGACUUCGCCGCCGCCCUGGAGCGCUGCGAGGCGGGCUGCGGCAACCUGGGCCCCGCGCCCGGCCCCGACAGCAGUUGUGCGGAAGUGAAGUGCUCCCUUUGCGUGGUGGGCAUUCAGGCUCUGGCUGAGAUGAACCGAUGGAGAGAAGUUCUGUCCUGGGUCCUGCAGUACUACGAUCGUCCUGAGCAGCUGCCUCCAAAAAUCCUGGAGCUGUGUAUCCUGUUAUACAGCAAAGUGAGAGAGCCCCAGGUCAUGCUGGAGGUUGGCAGUAGCUGGCUGAGGGACCAAACCAAUAAGAGCCUGUCUGAGUAUGUCUCAUUGCUGGAGCUGUAUCUGCUGCACGUGCUGCUUCCACUUGGCCGAUUUGAGGGGGCAGAAGAGCUUGUGUACAGCUGUGAUAUUCUUGACAGUGAGCAGAAGCUGGCGUUUGUUGAGACCAUUUGUGAAAAGCGAUGUCAGUGGACUCAACAGGAAGAAACGCACUCAGCUCAUGAUGAGCACGAGGACAAAGCAACAGAGACUGUUUUGGGUGCUCUGUCCCAAAAGCUCUUGACCAUGCUGACAUUGCUGCGAAGAACAUUAAGGUCCAUGUCAAGCCACUUCUAUCUACUUCCUUAUAAAAAGAUGCUGUUGGCUACUUUCCUGCUGUACCUAGUAGUGGUGAGGUUAGACCCAGCUUCUCCCACGUCCCUGCCGUUCAUUUGCAAACUGGUGCAGCUCUUCCGACAGGCUUGGGCAGCUGUAUUGUCUCCGAUCCACAGGCCUCCAAUUCAAGACUAAAUGUCUUCUGCUCCUGUGCCAGCUUGUCUCAAGGACUUUAUGAAGUUCUUCAAGGACUGUUGAAAUCAGUGUCUGAAUGGAGAUGACCAACUGUGAUCUCCUGUAAAGUGGUCCGCUCCUUUCUUCAGACAGGGACCAGUGGUGUAUGAAUUUUGAAGCCAUGCCAAGUAUUCCUGACACUACCUUGGCUAUUCAGCACCAUUCUGUCCAACACUGGAGUAAAGUCACUCCUUCUGUAAUCUACAGCUGAUUAAGAUCCUCCUUUUGAAACACUUUGCUUUGGGUGUGGCUCUUGAGUGAGAGUUACAUAGACAGUUAUGAAGUAUGAUGCCUGUUUGGAAGAUGGUUCCAUUCUUGCAAAUACCGUGCAGUUCCCUGAACAACUGAAACAGCAUUCCUGGAAGCAGGAAUGUUAAAGGCAGCAGAGUAUCAGUAAUUGGAGGGAAUAUUCUGUUUUGUCUCAAGACAUCACAAAUCCCAGUUCCUCUAGCAUGGGGCUGAGGACAAGAACAUGGGAAAAAAACACUGCAGGAAAUGAAGCCUGUUGUAUUUUGAACACCAUGGUUUCUCUUGUGACUGAUGCCUCCUCAUACGGGCACUCUUGAUUUUAAUCAUAUCUAUGACAGAAGGCCUAGGUGGUGUGCUGCAAGUACAGCUGUCCUGCACCUAUAGUUCUUAAAUGCAGAUUACAGUACCUUGUGCUUGCCUGGUGCAUAGUAAUCUGUAGGAGUCUGUGCCUGUGGUAAUGAAAUUUAUUUUUUUAAAUUAUGUUCCAUAUUACUGUCUAGUUGAACAACUAAGGUUGUUUCAUUGUUUUACUCUUUCCCUACCUCUUGCUUCGUUUAUGAAGAUGUCAAAAAGUCCCAUUAUGUCUUCCUCUUAUGCCCAUGAAAUCCUAAUUUACAUGGUAACCAUUCAGCAAUGCUCUAUCAUUCAGAACAAACAAAUCUUUGAUAGAAACUCUGAGAUCCCCACAGAUGUGGCAAGAAAGUUACUGCCUUUACAGAAGGACUUACCAGGCUGACGCUGUUUCUUAUCACCUCGGGCAGAGAUUGGAGGUCUGCAGGAGAACAGUUAUUUCCCAUCGAUUGACAGUAAGUGCCAAGGGAGAGAGCAUUGACUAUUUCAAGAUUGCUUCUACUGGAGCAAGCUGCAUGUGUGCUAGAGAGAAAAAGUUAGAGCCAUGUGGCGAAUGUAGCCAGCUGUCCCAGCAUCUGUGCCAAGGUGAUUCAGGCUGGUCAACGUCAGCCAAAACUACAGAAAUGAAGCUGCCUUUUUGGUGGCCAGUUUCUAUCCAACACACCAAGCUUGUGUAAAGUAGCCAGUAUAGGUCCCACUGCAGUGUCUUAGCGUGGUAGCCUCCUUUGAAUCGAUCAUUUGUUUCUAGCAAUAGUUCUACACAGGUAGUGGCAAUUUCUGUUUUCUUUACAAGGAUAGCAGCCUGUUGGUGUGCUCUGUCACUUUGCAGCCUACCAGACCACUUGGAAAAGUCUGUGUCUUUACUGCUAAAAGUCUUGUUCGGUCUAGAUUGUUCUAGAGUUAUCCUGAUAGAGAAAUAUUCCGGUGUUAGUGUGAGAUAAAGUGGGGCAUCCAUUAAUGCAGAAAGCAGUCAUCACUGUGCCUAGUUAUCUCAGGUAAAUAAAAGAUUAAAACCACAAGACAUUCCUAUCCUCUCUCCCCUGAAAUUUUUGUCUCCAGUUGGAUUUUACCCUAGGACAAGUAGCACAUAAUGCUUCACCAAAUUAAAAAUAUAAAUAUAUAUUUAUCAUAUAUUCUGUAUACAGGGAGGAGCAGUUCUUGAUACUGCUGGAUGAUUCAUGUAAUCCAAUUAUCAGUGUAGCUGUGCUUCCCUACAGCCAGCACUUGAUGGAAAACCAGGUGGAAUCCAACACAGAGGGUUUGGCUGGAGUUGAGUUCCUCCAGGAAGUGACUGGAUUGCAUCUACUGGCCACCUAGUUGCAAGACCUUGCUCUAAAGACUUGGUAAACCAGUUUAUGAAACAAUAAAUUUCCCUUUGAAGUCAGGCUAAAUUCUAAAUGAUACAUGACCGUUCUGCUAACAACCACUUUUUAAAUCUCAAUUUCUGUUAACGCUUCCAGUUAAAUCACAGAGCUGCAUUUUGGGGACUGGGUUCAGUGGGUAGUCUGCUAUGUGUGGAGCUCUGUUAAAUAUCAUAGCCAUUCAUUUACCAGAACAUUUAUUUUGAUUUUAUUGGUAGGUUAGCAACUUCUGCUUUUUUUGGGUACUACUGAUAUUGGAUUUGAAUUGUGUUUAGCACUCCAUGAGAGGGGUGAAGGCAGAAACAACCAAUCUUUCUUUUUUUUUUUUUUUUCCUAGAGUUUUCUAGAGCAAUGACUACUAAACCUGCAAUAUUAAAAUUUCACAAUAAAAUGACUACUUAUUUACCUCUUUGUAGAGUUGUUUAUUUGUGCUGUGAUGAAGUGCUUUAGCAUAUAAUGUAUUGAUGCUGUAGAUCCUUUCAUAUGUGUCCUCGUUGUACAAGUAUAUUGGAAUUAGGUAGCAGACUUGCUAGUUAAGCAGAGACUUACAGGCCUGCAUUUUCAUAGGAGUUCAGAAAGUGAUAAUUACUUUCUGUGAAAGAUGCAAUAUGUAUAUAUAUAUAAAAUAUAUUUAAGUGUUUCUGUGUACUUCGGGAUGGCUAAAAUCAGAGCUACUGAGAAUAAAGUACCUGGUACUUGUCUUGGUCUGUGUUUUUCUUUGCACUGUUAAUGUAUCACGGAGGGAAAAGAUGCAGUUGUGUUAAUUCCAUUGGAAUCCUACCAUUUAAGGCUUGUUGAGAGAGAAUGUGUGUGCCUGCCAGGUGCAUGCAAACUUCAUGCUGGUAUCUCCAGAUGUGACACCAAAUGUUCUGCUUUUUUUGUUCUGGCAUCCUCUAACUGGACACAAAGAACUUGUGUUAGCCUAUAGUGUAGGCAGGUGGAGGAUUGAAGAACAGUUGUCUAUAACCAGCUGAAGGGAUGGCGCAAAGAAAAGGAGGAAAGAAGAUAAUCCCAUGUACUUUGACCACAGAUGACCAAACAGUUGGUCAGGUGGAAUUCCUCAUAGUUCAACCUGCUCCCCAACUCAUUUCCAUCACAGGAACUUGAGCAACUUGACUGUAGACGAAAUGUGGAUGUGGAGCUUUUGUUUUCACGAGGACAAAAUGUGAAAAUAAUACCACCUUCUGGAAGGACUAAGAAAUUCAGAAGUGAUAAAAAUUCUUAAAAAACGAGUUAUCAGUAGCAGAUUCACCAGCUGUAAGUGUUUUAAUGAAGGAAACAGUUAUUGAACAACAGAUCUGUUAAAUUCUGGUUAGAAAUACCAGCAACAACUUUUUUUUUUUUUUUUAAGCCACCAUUCAGUACAAAAAAUAAACUGA
Molecule: messenger RNA, 4925 nt
Organism: Phasianus colchicus (ring-necked pheasant)
Lineage: Eukaryota; Metazoa; Chordata; Aves; Galliformes; Phasianidae
Gene: PEX26
Product: peroxisomal biogenesis factor 26
Biological process (GO): protein import into peroxisome matrix; protein import into peroxisome membrane
Cellular component (GO): peroxisome; peroxisomal membrane
Molecular function (GO): protein-containing complex binding; ATPase binding
Source: RefSeq, a predicted model, not a curated record